Messenger RNA from Cooperia oncophora, 339 nucleotides. The record is from the annotation of a GenBank genome assembly. NCBI's taxonomy places the organism in Eukaryota, Metazoa, Nematoda, Chromadorea, Rhabditida, Trichostrongylidae.
AUGGCGUCGAGCUCAGCGACGCGAUACUCACGGCUCAAAGACCAUGAUGACGAGGAAGCGGGUGGUAGCGCUUUUGAAGAAAUCUUGAUGAAACAAGAGCAAAUAAUUCGUGAACAAGAUGAAGACCUUGUACUUGUUGGAAAUUCGGUUACUACAUUGAAAAAUAUGAGCUAUAAAAUUGGCGAUGAGCUUGACCAGCAGGCUGUUAUGUUGGACGAUUUAGGACAAGAAAUGGAUACGGUUGAUACCAAAUUAGAUAGUGUUAUGAAGAAAAUUGCAAAGUUAACGCAUAUGGACGAUGGUAGUACCAUCAUGUAUUUUCCCAUCGUUUUUUGUUAA